Molecule: messenger RNA, 2558 nt
Organism: Rhagoletis pomonella (apple maggot)
Lineage: Eukaryota; Metazoa; Arthropoda; Insecta; Diptera; Tephritidae
Exons: 3
Coding region: 1-2412 (803 amino acids)
Source: RefSeq, a predicted model, not a curated record
AUGAACUCCACCGACAGUACGUGCGAAGCAAUGGAAGUGGAUGAGGAGGAAGAGGAAGAUAAAGAAUUUGAUAAGCUGCUGUGGUCCAUUGAUGAUGACACCCUCUUUCAGCCAUUUGGUUUAACCAAUCACGGCACAGAUGCAGGCAAAACAGUGUUUGUGACAUGGAAUGAAGAUUAUCUGCUUAAUUUUGUUUUCAAGCGUGCACGUCGCACUAAGAAAAUCAGCUUGACAAAAGUGCGAAUACCAAUGCCAGCUGGAGAAGUCAUCAACGAUAUUUUCAUAUUGGAAAUGAAUGCUUUACUACUUAUGCGAAGCGGGCGCGUAUAUUAUUUUAGUUCGGUUAAGUCCAUGCAUGAGGUUGACUGGCUAAAUGAUACUGGAGCGGGUGUGCGUUGCAUGGCUGCAGCACCCACGGCAGGAUUUAGUUGUAUACGUUACAUCGCGACGCAGAGUGCGCUUACACUGGAGUUGUAUCGAGAUGUGCCAGAUAUAGGACGUAAUACGCCAACAUUAUUGCAGCGCUGUGAUAUUACAUUUGAUGAUAGAAACUUUUUCAAUUGCACCUGGGAGGAUGAGCGAUAUACAAUAGUUUCACAACCAGUCUCUGAAGCUAAUUUGGAUUUCUUGCAACAUUUAUUGAUGGAGGAAGUGGAGUUGCGGGUUGGACAAUGGUUGCACAUAUUUACAGUAUCUUGUAUUGUAUAUGCAUUGGUUGUAGCUAGUCCAGAAGAUAACAGUCCUAGCGGCGAGGACGCUGCUAACUGUGAAUACAGUAUUCAUCAGCUAUGCGCAUAUGCCACUAAGGUAGACUCUAUACAAUUGGACUGUGAAGAGAUGCGCUGUCUGAUAUUUCUGCAAUGUGGGAGCAUUGACAUCUGGUAUUACUCGCACCUCACUUGUGGCUUGCGUCGCAUGUCGCAUCAUACUGGCGCACAGUAUAUUGAUCAUGUGUAUGUGCCAAAUACGCGUUGUUUUUACUUCACCGACGAAGAGCAAGUGGCACAAUUGCAUUUCUCCUACGAUGCCGAGGAGGACUGUUGUCAAGUACAAGAGACAUAUAAAGCCGUGCCUGGCAUGUUGGCUUGCACAUGGGUACAUACGCAACAACAACUGAUUUGCUUAAGCUGCAAUAAUAUAUUUUAUAAAAUGAAAUUCGAUCCUGCGCCUAAAGCUAAGCAGCCCUUACCGCUCUCCACAAGCACAGCUGCGUUGGUAAGCACGGAAUAUGAGAACUUGCAAAUGCUUUAUGAGCUGACGCCCGCCGGUUUAUCACGGCUGCUUGCACAAGCCCAGAAAGUAAAUGAAUUGGUAAAUUUGCCUGCGCAAAUGCAUGCUGCUAUCGAGGAAGAGUGUGUCAAACAACAGCUGCUCGGUGUUGCUUCAAAUAGGGACCUGUAUCGAUAUCUAUCGAAAGCGCGUCUUGUAUACAGUAUACAAUUGCCAACAGCACCUCAGGCUGAUGUAAUUAUGUUGUAUGCAAAUAACAACUACCAGCUACACCACGACAGCUAUGCGGCGUUAAUAUACUUACAAAUUGACAAAAAUGAUGUGCUGCAUAACGGCGAAAGUCUUUGGCAUUUACACAUAGAUGUUGAUUACAGCGAUAGCCAUAUGCUGCACAUACCCAGCGCUCUUCUAGAACAACAAUUAUGCAUUGUUUUACCCCUAAAGCGUGAGGUGGGAAAAUUACUUGCUCAAAUCAAACUAAAGCUUUAUACUAUGGUGUGCUUGGAACAAGAUUUUGUAGCUAUUACGCUGCCCAUUGAUUUGGAAAUAAAUUCCAGUACUUAUGCGGAGCUUAUCACACGCUUUAAAUGCUUUGUAACCAUUUGCAAUGACUAUGAUAUUUCAAAACUUAUUAGAAAUUUCCUAAAGCAUAGCAGAUGCGACAUAACAAAUACGAAAUCCAAUGAGUCGCUUCGUUUCGAAGCAGGGGAGAAUGAACCAAAAUUCGAGGUUGAAGUGCUGUCACAUACUUUGCGGCUACCGCCGUCAUGUUCCUUUAGUGCCAUUGCUGAUUGCUUCAAGGUGCCAGUUACGGAUGAGCAUAUGUUUGAGUUGUACUUUAUGUCAACAGCGGUCAAAGUUGUAUACAUAGUAGAAGAAAAGUAUAUUAAAAUAGAAAGCGUGGAUGCAGUAGCUUUGUAUUAUGUAAAAACGCAAUUGCUAAUAUGCAUACCAACGCUUCUGCUGCCUUAUGAUCAAAAAGAGGCAGACAAACGACAGCAGCUGCUGAUGCAACUUCAAUGCGACUUAGCACGUUGUGGUUCAGCUCUUUUGAAUGUGCGCUCAUUGGAUGCGGAUAUUGCGGAGGAUGAAAGCGACACAAUUCCUCAUGCCAUGCAGCACCAACAACUGGAACAAAUUUAUAAAACACUGCGACGAGAUUUUCAUAAAUUGUAUAGCUGAUGAAGAUAGUGUCAUACGCUUAUUGCCCAUUAAUUUUAGUCUAAUUGUAGUACGAAUAUUAUGAAAAACAAAUGUCUCAGUUGCUGGCAAAAUCAUAAAUACUGAUUGUACCAUAAAUUAUACAUAUCUAUAAAUUUGUAUGCAUU